Molecule: messenger RNA, 1296 nt
Organism: Pocillopora damicornis (cauliflower coral)
Lineage: Eukaryota; Metazoa; Cnidaria; Anthozoa; Scleractinia; Pocilloporidae
Cellular component (GO): membrane
Molecular function (GO): growth factor activity
Source: RefSeq, a predicted model, not a curated record
CUGGUACCUAUUUUUGUCACGUUAAACAUGAAAUCAAAAUAUUGCGAUAUUGUGUUCGUUUUGAGGUGUCAUGAAGACACUCUUGAGGAGCGAUGAGGAGUAUUUGUUAUUUGACCCGGAUAAACGAAACGUCACGAUCGAAUCAACCAAUGAGAAACCAUAAUCUUUUUUCCUUAAUUUCUGGUUAAACAGCAGUUAAAUGUGCCUUUGACACCACUAACGGCGUUUUUUGGCGUUGAGUCUCGUGUCCAUAACAAUCAUGUAUUUUCUACCGAUAUUUCUCAUUUCCAUUCUUGUACCAUGUUCCUAUACAGAACCAAAGCAGGUAAAAUUCCCUCGAGAAUUUGUAAAGUUCCUUCAUAAAGCUGGAAUCCCAUUAGGCAGUGUGUUACGCCGCAACCGUCUGUUCCACCUAACUGGUGUGUCCGCCAUAUCUGCUCCGCGGUAUGACGCAACUUCUAGACCCCAGGCCAUGAGUGAUACUCCAGAGCAUUCCAAUGGCGUCAUAACUACGCAAUUAAACAACCUGCCAUACAUUCCAAGCGAAAGCCAUUGUAAGCCGAGACCAGUCGCCUUCAGAAUACCAAAGAGUGUUCACGUUCGCACCUACCCUGAUUAUGUCAUCCUCAACCGCUGCACUGGAAGUUGCACGGCCAAUCAGGAGACCCAACACUGCGCUGUAACAGCACAAGACGCCAUUAAUGUUAAAAUAUUUGAAAUAGUAGGCGACCAACCUUAUAUUACCAAUACUGUCAUCUACAAUCACACUGCGUGUGGCUGCGAUUGUAUCACUAAGGAGAGCGAUUGCGAUCCACAGAAACAAACCUGGAACGAAAACACCUGUGGUUGUGAUUGCAUCGCCAGCGCAAACAGUUGCGCAGCCAACCAGAAACUUGACGACAAAAAAUGCGUGUGUAAAUGCAACGAAGCAGAAAAACACUGUGACCACGUACACAAAGUGUGGGACACCACGAACUGUGGAUGUCACUGCAAAGCCAUUCUUCAAGAUCACUGCGCAGCUCAAAACCAGCUUAUCAAUUCAACUACUUGCGAGUGUAACAGUGUUCACGCAUGAACGCUUGCGUGACUUUAUUUUGUAUCAUUGUGAUUCCUUUUACGGUGUCACGCAUCUACGCUCUUUAGGCAAAACGCUACUAUGUAUCUACCAAUAGCGUAGUAAAGUCAAUUUCAAAAUGUUUUCCUCGCAAUUUCAUAUUCAUAGGACAAUAUUGUGAAAGCAAAUGGCUAGAAACAAUUAAGGUGCCACGUUAUUAAAGUUAAGUUUAACUUCAACAA